Gossypium raimondii (Peruvian cotton) is the source of this 1357-nucleotide messenger RNA. Its product is annotated as feruloyl CoA ortho-hydroxylase F6H1-3. The record is from RefSeq and is a predicted model, not a curated record. Lineage: Eukaryota; Viridiplantae; Streptophyta; Magnoliopsida; Malvales; Malvaceae. Bases 113 to 1183 code for a protein of 356 amino acids. The transcript is spliced from 2 exons.
GAUAUUUUAUUGUGGUCGGGGACUCCGGUUUGCAGGAUUACUGCUGUAUAACUACGGAAGGCAACAUAAUUCAGACAACCAUUUUACAGUCUCCCCUCUUCUAUCUCUUGCAAUGGCACCAAGAAACCCAAACUCCGAGAAGAUACUCGAUUUUGUGGUAAACAAAGGUAAUGGAAUAAAGGGAUUAGUGGAUACAGGCAUUGAAACCGUUCCCGACCUUUACAUUCUACCAAUCGAGGAGAGAUUGCUACCAAACAACAUCUUACCUUACGACUCCAUCCCAGUAAUCGACGUUUCCAAUUGGGAUGAUCCCAAGGUUAAGGAAUCGAUCUGCGAUGCUGCCGGCAAGUGGGGUUUCUUUCAGAUAAUUAACCAUGGAGUGCCCUUGCAUGUUCUCGACGCCGUCAAGGAAGCCGCUUAUAGGUUCUUUGGGUUACCAUACGAAGAGAGAAACAAGUACUGGGCCGGGAAUUCGCCCACUGACACAGUGACUUUGAAAACAAGCUUUGUUCCGCAGGCAGAGGCUGUUCUUGAGUGGAAAGAUUACCUCAGCUUUCGUUGUAGUCCUCGGGAUCUGGAAUCAUUCCCCCUAUGGCCCCCUGUUUGCAGGGAUGAAGUGGUGGAAUACAUGGAGAGUGCAAAGUCUGUGAUACGGAAGCUGCUGGAGGUCCUCCUGGAGGGCCUGAAGGUGAAACAAAUAGAUAAAGCUAGAGAAUAUACAUUAAUGGGUUCGCCGAUAGUUAACUUAAUGUACUAUCCGCAUUGCCCGAACCCAGACUUCACAGCAGGAGUACAGCCUCACUCUGAUAUAUCAACACUCACUGUUCUCCUCCAAGACGAUAAUGGCGGCCUUUAUGUUCGAGCAACUGAAAAUGAUAGCUGGAUUCAUGUUCUGCCAAUCAAUGGGGCUCUCGUAAUCAACAUUGGAGACAUUCUACAAAUAAUGAGCAACGACAGAUACAAAAGCAUUGAACACCGGGUGGUUGCCAAUAGAAGCAAGGACAGAGUUUCAGUGCCUAUUUUUGUGAAUCCAGGACCAGAUGCUGUUUUCGGUCCUCUGCCGGAAGUGCUAGAAAGUGGGGAGCAACCAUUGUAUAAGGAAGUUGUCUUCUCAGAUUACUUCAAAUAUUUUUUCAGCAAGAAACAUGACGGAAAGAAAUCGAUGGACUUUGCCAGGAUAUGAUUGAUCCCCCUCUGUUGCAAUGUCCUUGCUAAAGUAAAAUGAUUACGGAAAAAAUAAACAUGCUAUAAGAACAUCAAUUUGAUCUGGUUGUCUACGAUCUUGUAUAAUCUCCUAAUAUGCUGAGCUUGAUUGCUUAUAUAAUCGUAAUAACCAAGUUUGAAGUCUGGCAUGAAA